GAUUUCGCGAUCCCAUUCGUUAGAUUUCGUUCUCAUUCAUUCAUUCAUUCUCUCGCCGUUUUUUUUUGAAUCUAUUUCAGAUUUCAGUUUCUUCCUUGAGCCCAGUUUUUUUUUUUCCUCAGCUUAAUUCGUUAAUGGAGGUUAAUUCCGACGAGCUUCGAGGUUCUUAUGCUUCUUGGGGUAUCGAUUACCGAAAAGCAGAAUUGGGUUUUUGUGAAUUUGGGGAUGAUUUUGUGGGUUUGCCUGAUGAUCCUUUUUGUAUGAACAUUAGAUCCACUUUGAAUACAAUCUCUGAUUGGUUUCAUGAGAAUCAGAUUCAGAUGUUGCAACACCAAAUCACGUUGCCUGAGGAUCCAUUUUGUAUGAAAGUUAGAUCGACUUUGAACACAAUCUCGGAUUGGUUUCAUGAGAAUCACAAAGAUUUAGUAACUGAACAAUUUAGCCUAAGUUGGUUUGAUCUUGAUGAUGUUGAUGAUGAUGAUGAUGAUGAUGAUGAUGAUGAUGCUGGUGAAGCUCAUGACGCGUUUGAGUUAGUUCUUUCAUAUCUAGAGUUGAAAGAGAUUCUUGCGGUUGAAGGAGUUUGCAGAGUAACUGAUGAGUCUCUUUUGAAGUUAACACGCCGCGCUCAAGGUGAUGUUCGAUGUUUGAAUCUUGGAGGAUGUGUUGGUAUCACUGAUUAUGGCUUGAAGCAAGUGCUUGCAAUCAAUCCACAUCUCACUAAGCUGAGUGUAUCUGGUUGUCUUAGACUAAGCACAGCAGGACUACUGUCAACUCUAAGGGACUUAAAAUCCUCAAACCGUCUUGGAGUCAAAAGCCUAAUCACUGGUGGGGCGUUGUAUUUCACAAAAGUGCAAUUUAAAGAGCUGAACUUAUUACUAGGAGGAGAUGCUAAAGCGGGUCCAAAAUCGAGGAAGAAGAGAUUCUAUACGUCUUGUAGAUCAGAGUUCUCUUUAGAGGAUGAUCGAGUUACUGACCUAGAGAUAUGCCCGUGGUGUGAGAAACCAAGUCUUGUAUUUGAUUGUCCAGCAGAAACCUGUCCGUUGAAGGGUCAAUAUCCUUAUCCUAAAUCAUCGUGCAGAGCUUGCGUAGUCUGCAUAGAACGUUGCCACGAGUGUGGGAGUUGCUUAAACGACUGUGAAAACAAGCCCUUCUGUUUUGCAUUCAGCUGUGUGGUCUGCAUUGAGAAGAGGUCUAACCAGUUAUAAGAGUUUAUUUGAAGUCAAAACCGAAGCUAACACAUGAAUUUGAUCCUCAAAACACUGUUUUCAGAAGAAGAAGAAUGAAGACUCUUGAUGCUUAAGAUAUCUAUCAAAGUCAAUGAGAACAGCUGCAAUAGAAAAGGAAACAUGAU
Molecule: messenger RNA, 1351 nt
Organism: Arabidopsis arenosa
Lineage: Eukaryota; Viridiplantae; Streptophyta; Magnoliopsida; Brassicales; Brassicaceae
Source: the annotation of a GenBank genome assembly